This is a messenger RNA of Rattus rattus (black rat), 1542 nucleotides long. It is a transcript of the gene Atp6v1b1, whose product is annotated as ATPase H+ transporting V1 subunit B1. Gene Ontology annotation, cellular component: proton-transporting V-type ATPase, V1 domain. The transcript has 14 exons. Gene Ontology annotation, molecular function: proton-transporting ATPase activity, rotational mechanism; ATP binding. Gene Ontology annotation, biological process: ATP metabolic process; proton transmembrane transport. The record is from RefSeq and is a predicted model, not a curated record. NCBI's taxonomy places the organism in Eukaryota, Metazoa, Chordata, Mammalia, Rodentia, Muridae. Bases 1 to 1542 code for a protein of 513 amino acids.
AUGGCCACACAAGUGGACGGCAGGCCCUCGGGAUUCACUAGCAAUAGCUGCGACCCAGGCACAGCCCGAGAGCAUGUGCAGGUUGUGACCCGAAACUACAUCACCCACCCCCGUGUCACCUACAGGACAGUGUGCAGCGUCAAUGGGCCUCUGGUGGUGCUGGACCAAGUCAAGUUUGCCCAGUACGCUGAGAUUGUCAACUUUACCCUCCCUGAUGGUACUCAGAGGAGUGGCCAAGUGCUUGAAGUGGCUGGGACCAAAGCCAUUGUUCAGGUGUUUGAGGGGACCUCAGGGAUUGAUUCCCAGAAGACCACAUGUGAAUUCACAGGCGACAUCCUGCGGACUCCAGUGUCAGAGGACAUGCUGGGUCGGAUUUUCAAUGGCUCUGGCAAACCCAUUGACAAAGGACCUGCUGUCAUGGCAGAGGACUUUCUGGACAUUAAUGGCCAGCCAAUCAAUCCCCAUGACCGAAUCUACCCUGAGGAGAUGAUCCAGACGGGAAUCUCCCCCAUCGAUGUCAUGAACAGCAUCGCCCGUGGCCAGAAGAUUCCCAUCUUCUCUGCAGCUGGGCUCCCCCACAAUGAGAUUGCAGCCCAGAUCUGCCGCCAAGCUGGGCUGGUGAAGAAAUCCAAGGCUGUGCUGGAUUAUCAUGAAGACAACUUCGCCAUUGUCUUUGCAGCCAUGGGGGUGAACAUGGAGACAGCCAGGUUCUUCAAGUCAGAUUUCGAGCAGAAUGGAACCAUGGGGAAUGUCUGUCUCUUCCUGAAUUUGGCCAAUGACCCUACGAUUGAGCGGAUCAUCACCCCACGUCUGGCACUGACCACAGCUGAGUUCCUUGCCUACCAGUGUGAGAAGCAUGUGCUGGUCAUACUGACUGACAUGAGCUCCUAUGCGGAGGCUUUGCGGGAGGUCUCAGCUGCCCGAGAGGAAGUGCCAGGCCGUCGUGGCUUCCCCGGAUAUAUGUACACAGACUUGGCCACCAUCUAUGAGCGAGCCGGCCGUGUGGAGGGCCGGGGUGGCUCCAUCACCCAGAUCCCCAUUCUCACUAUGCCUAAUGACGAUAUCACCCACCCCAUCCCAGACCUGACUGGCUUCAUCACAGAGGGACAGAUUUAUGUGGACAGACAGCUACAUAACCGGCAGGUCUACCCACCCAUCAAUGUGCUCCCUUCCCUCUCACGACUGAUGAAGUCGGCCAUAGGCGAGGGCAUGACCAGAAAGGACCACGGAGAUGUCUCCAACCAGCUGUACGCCUGCUACGCCAUCGGGAAGGACGUGCAGGCCAUGAAAGCGGUGGUGGGGGAGGAGGCGCUCACCUCCGAGGACCUGCUCUACCUGGAGUUCCUGCAGAAGUUCGAGAAGAAUUUCAUCAACCAAGGUCCCUACGAGAACCGCACAGUGUUCGAGUCGCUGGACCUGGGCUGGAAACUGCUGCGCAUCUUUCCUAAAGAGAUGCUGAAGCGCAUUCCGCAGAGCGUGACGGACGAGUUCUACUCUCGCCAGGGGGCGCAGCAGGACCCCGCAUCCGACACGGCGCUCUAA